AUGCGUUCGCAAAACAUGCCGCCGAGGGGCUGGGUGACGGUGUGUUUAGGCUUCAGCACGGGCCAUCGAUGCCCCGCUGUAACCAAUUCGUCGUCGGCUAGACCCAGUUCGGAACCACUCGCUCGGGUCAUGAGGACCGUGCGUCUCAUCUCACUUCGACGGGUGCUCGCUUUCUCCGCGUCCCGUCAAGAGGCUCGCCCAGCACCAUCAUGUCCAGCACAGGCCGACGAGAUCCGCCGACAGGAUGGAUAUCUACCCGCCCUCCAAGUCUCCGACCAUCUGACCACCUUGCGGGCCGUCCUACGCCGUCAGCAUCUCGUAAGGCGAAGGGGGCUCGUGCUCCCUGCAAGUGAACGCUGGGCCCCUGCAGGUGAGCUUUCGAAGCACACGCGUGCGCGGGCGGCAUCAUACGAUGUUUUGAGGCUUUUCGCGCCGCCUCCUGGACCAAUUCCCCCUUGCGCAAAUGCGCAAACAUUGCCCCGAGUUGCCCUCCCAUACGGCCCUGUUACCAACUGGAUCUGGAUGAAUGUGCAGAGUCCUCCAGGGGCAGAAUCAUUUCUUGCGGAUGACAGGGCACAGUAUGCGCCUGUGACACCCAAGGCUCCUUCAGACUCUUCGGAUAGCUUGGGCAACGUCAGCCCCAUCAAUCAGCACGCCCAUCCGCUCCACAUGCAGCUUUGCCCUCGCUAG
This is a messenger RNA of Trematosphaeria pertusa, 690 nucleotides long. RefSeq lists its product as uncharacterized. The record is from RefSeq and is a predicted model, not a curated record. NCBI's taxonomy places the organism in Eukaryota, Fungi, Ascomycota, Dothideomycetes, Pleosporales, Trematosphaeriaceae. The transcript is spliced from 2 exons. The coding region runs from base 1 to 690 and encodes 229 amino acids.